This is a messenger RNA of Daldinia decipiens, 1215 nucleotides long. RefSeq names its product major royal jelly protein-domain-containing protein. The coding region runs from base 1 to 1215 and encodes 404 amino acids. NCBI's taxonomy places the organism in Eukaryota, Fungi, Ascomycota, Sordariomycetes, Xylariales, Hypoxylaceae. The transcript is spliced from 3 exons. The record is from RefSeq and is a predicted model, not a curated record.
AUGAAGCUAACUCUCUCCGUCACAAUUGGCAUCCUUAGCUAUGUGGUGGCACAAGCCAACUUCCCAGUAGCACUUAAUAGUACGUUCGAGACCUUCGGGGCACGAAAUGUUCGUGUCGACACAGGGACAUACGGGCCACUAGUAGAGGAAUACCACUAUUUUUACGAUCAAUGGCCAAUUGGACUCGCAGUGUCUAAGAGCGGGCGAGUUUUCACCUGCUACACGCGAGGGACAUACGCGUACACCUUGGGUGAAGUUGUUAAUGAGACAGCCGAGGUGGCGUACCCCAACUUGGAGCUGAAUACACCCCCUCAGGGACUUUUUACAGUUAGCAACGGUAUCAUGUUCGGUAGCAACGACGAGAGUCACUUCAUCAGCGUGCAAGCUCUGUACGUGACCCCCGACGACACACUCUGGGUGCUUGACACUGGGCGCCCUACUAUCACCCAAGAGCAGAAGAUCAGCACGCCAUACGCCGCACCGGGCGGCCCGAAGCUGGUGGCUAUAGACCUGACCACGAAUAGCAUCAGGAAAACAUACACUUUACCUCCGACAGUUCAUUAUCCAGAUUCUUACAUGAACGACCUGCGGUUUGACCUUCGGUCCAAUGUCACUCAGUCCGGAGGCGGCAUCGCGUAUAUCGUAGACAGCAGUAAUGAAGGGAGAACGGGGUUCAUCAUGAUCGACCUUGCGACAGGGGAGAGCUGGAGGCAGUUGAAUCAACACCCUAGUACUCAGGUUAUAGCUGAAGUCGUUCCCAGUUACAAUGGUAUUCCAUUUUAUCUACGCCAACAUGGAUAUCCACUCGGAUUCCAAGAAGAAGGCCUCGAUGGGGCUGAGUUAGAUCAAUAUGGAGACGACCCGCUCGCUAAUAAGAAUGCCUUCGACAACGUCAAAAGUUUAGGACAGAGGGGUGGAAACGCCAAUGGGUUCACUGGAGACAGUCUCGGCAACGUAUAUAUGCUAAUGCCGGAGCAUAAUGCAAUAUUUAUAUACAACUACACGGCCCGUUUGACAGCACCCUAUAUCAGAGACCCUCGUAUUGUUUGGCCGGACAGUGCUAACGUGGGUUGGGAUGGAUACCUCUACAUUACAAUUAACCAGCUGCCGUACCAACCAAACUGGAAUAAUGGAGUUGAUAGAAGAGUAUAUCCCGGGUUAAUAUUGCGGUCAAAACUUCCCGAUGGUGCCAGCAAGAAUACACUGUUGAUGUAA